UGCACUUACUAUUUCAAUUAUGUUUACAUUGUAAUUGAUCUUGCAUGAAUAUCUAUAUAAAUAUUUAAUAUAAAGAUUAUUAAACUCAUUAUUAUAUAAAAUCAAACUUAUGUUAGUUAAAACUCGACGGUAUACACCCAUUCAAUGAGGAAUGACCAAAUUAACGGUGGAUGAUUGAUGGCUUUUCUUGCAUUAACAAACCCCUCCGUUUUUAAUGCUUUUUAUUGUUCCUGUUUUACCUUCCUCCAUUGAUGGUCUUCAUCACAAUUACCAUCCUGCUCCACCGCCAUCCAAGAAACUAAGAAGGCCAGCACCAUACCACCGCCUUGCAUCAAUUUUCACCUCCUUCUUCAAUGGAGGAAAGGAAAGGAGAUCCUAGAAUUUAUUUUCUUUCUGCCUUUUUCUUUUCUUGUAUUGUUUCUGGUGGAGUUCUUCUUGGUCUUUACAUUUUUCUUCCACUAGAUCAAACCCAACCCUGGUAUCCCUUUGCAGGGUUGAUUCUUGAAGCCAUUCCGUGGAUUUUUUGGUUUUCCACCUACAUAUAUAGAUGUAUCAAACCACAAUAUAUCCCAUCCCAACCCUUCAAAUCCGUUCCAAGAUCCAAGUCUGGCGACGUUGAGGCUUCUGCAACUGCACCAACAAAUCCAUCAUCCCAUUUAAAUUCCCAGAUGAAUUCAACUAAUGAUGUUGAACAAUCCGCUAAUGAGCAUUCCACGAAUGAAGGUGGACGCCAUGUACAUUUUGGAGGUGUUAAUGUAAUUAGAGAAUAUAAUGAUGAUAAUCAGGACAAUAAUAGCAGUAACGAUGAGCAAGAUGGACAUGAAGGUUCAGAAGCCGAGCACGGAGGUAGCACCUCACCAUCACAGGAAAGAGAGAAGACGGUUGAUUCAAGGGAAAGUGAAAUACCUUUAACUAGCUCUGCUGGCUUAUCUUGAUACAAAAUAUGUGAAGGUGAUAAUAUGAACAAUAUUAAAGUUCUCAUGGAGCCAUUGAUUGUUUUUGUAUCGAGAAAAUAGACGCAUUGAGAGAAAGAAACGGCGUAAAAGAGUGCUGGAAACUUUCUUGCAAGGUAAAAGGGGGUGGCUUAAAUAUGCUCUAAGACACGCAGAUGGGGAAGAAGAUUUGAAUUAGCAGAAGACUGGCAGAGAUUUUCUUGGAUGUAGCUUGUAACCAUUCUGAAAUCUUUCUCUUUAUUUUUUUUUUUCACCCUUUUUUAAGUUGCUGGAGGCUAGAGCCCUGUAUGACAACUAGAAAUGGGAAAAUGAGAAGUAUGAGUAAUUUGUAUGCCUUUAUUUGUC
Hevea brasiliensis (rubber tree) is the source of this 1298-nucleotide messenger RNA. RefSeq lists its product as uncharacterized. The record is from RefSeq and is a predicted model, not a curated record. The coding region runs from base 354 to 935 and encodes 193 amino acids. The transcript has a single exon. NCBI's taxonomy places the organism in Eukaryota, Viridiplantae, Streptophyta, Magnoliopsida, Malpighiales, Euphorbiaceae.